CAAAUUAAAUGUACGACUUCUUCAGCAAAGAAUCCGGCAACCAUUUUCCCGACGAUUGUUUGUGUCCUCACACACACGAAACUGUCGAAAACUCCCUCGGCCCUUUCCUUGGUACUCGGUCUUCUCCAGUCUCACAGAGCAAAAGUAAAAGACGUGCAGGCCCGUAAGAUGCAAGGUGACACGAACAUUUCCCGAAGGUCGUAGAGGCUGAUGACGCAAUGGAGGACGCAGAAGAUUUGACGAACGAGAGCGAGUCUAGUUCAAGCAAAAGGAAGAGAAGAGAACUAGGGCUAUCAUGCAUGCUAAACACCGAAGUGGGAGCUGUCCUGGCAGUUAUUCGUCGUCCAGAGUUCACCAGUCCCUACAACAUGGCUCCCUCGGAGGAACACUACGACUCCUCCAUCGUCACCUCCCUCCGUUCCCUUCGCUCUCUCAUCUUCAACCCUAACCAGGAGUGGCGCACCGUCGACCCCUCCAUCUACCUCUCCCCCUUCCUCGACGUUAUCCAAAGCGACGACGUUCCCGCCUCCGCCACCGGCGUCGCCCUCUCCUCUCUCCUCAAGAUUCUCAAGUUCCAGGUCUUCGACGACAAGUCCCCCGGCUCCAGGGAGGCCAUGGAGUCCGUCGUCUCCGGAAUCACCAGCUGCAGGCUCGAGAAAACCGACCCUGUUUCCGAGGACGCUGUUAUGAUGAAGAUUCUUCAGGUCUUGACGGGGAUAAUGCACCACCGGGCUUCUACUUUGCUCACCGAUCAAUCUGUUUGCACCCUUGUCAACACCUGCUUUCAGGUUGUUCAACAAUCCGCGACUAGAGGAGAUUUGUUGCAAAGAAGUGCAAGGUACACCAUGCACGAGCUUAUACAAGUUGUGUUCACGAGGUUACCAGAUAUUGAUGAGGAUAGAGAGGACUCAGAAUCAGACAUGGAGGAUGGUGAUGAGGGUGGUGGUUUGGAAUCUGGCUACGGUGUUCGAUGUGCCAUUGACAUAUUCCAUUUCUUGUGCUCUUUGUUGAAUGUUGUGUCGAUAGUUGAGGCAGAUGGGUCUGGCUCUCACACUGCUGAUGAAGAUGUUCAGAUUUUUGCAUUGGUUUUGAUAAACUCAGCGAUAGAAUUGAGUGGGGAUGAGAUAGGGAAGCACCCAAAGCUCUUGAGGAUGAUCCAAGAUGACUUGUUUCACCAUUUGAUUUAUUAUGGAACAUGGUCUAGCUCCUUUGUCUUGUCCAUGAUUUGCAGCACUGUCUUGAAUGCCUAUCACUUUCUCAGAAGCUUUAUUCGUUACCAACUAGAAGCUUUCUUUGGAUAUGUGCUGAUCAGAAUUGCAAGCUUUGGCAGCACAAUUCCUCUUCAAGAAGUAGCAGUUGAAGGAAUAAUAAAUUUCUGCAGACAACCAACAUUCAUCAUGGAAGUGUAUGCAAACUAUGACUGUGAUCCAUUUUGUAGGAAUGUGUUUGAGGAUGCUGGCAGAUUACUUUGCAAGCACUCAUUUGCACUGAAUUCUCAUCUCACAAGUUUGCACAUCCAAGCCUUUGAAGGCCUAUUGAUCAUUAUUCACAACAUUGCAGAUAACAUUGACAAGGAUGGUCCAGCAUGUGACUUAGGUUCAUACACAAUUCAAUUGUCUGAGUAUAGACCCUUUUGGGAGGAGAUGGAUAGAGAAGACGACUUGGAAGCUUGGGUGGAACAUGUAAGGAUGAGAAGACUUCAAAAGAAGAAACUUCUGAUUGCUGCAAACCAUUUCAACAGAGAUAACAAAAAAGGUCUUGAGUACCUGAAGCAUGCCAAGUUAGUCUCUGAUCCUCCAGAUCCUAAGGCUUAUGCUUACUUCUUUCGUUACACUCCAGGUGUAGACAAGAAAGCAAUAGGGGAAUAUCUUGGAGACCCUGACACUUUCUACCUCCAAGUACUCAAAGAAUUCACUGACACAUUCCAUUUCCAAGGCAUGGUUCUUGACACUGCCCUUAGAUUUUAUCUAGAGAGUUUCUGGCUGCCAGGAGAGUCACAAAAGAUUCAACGAGUAGUCGAAGCGUUUUCGGAGAGAUUCUUUGAUCAUCAAUCCUCAGACAUGUUUGCAAGCAAGGACACUGUUCUAAUCUUGUGCUACUCCCUCAUCAUGCUCAAUACUGAUCAGCACAACCCUCAAGUUAAGAAGAAGAUGACAGAAGAGGAUUUCAUCAGGAACAAUAGAGCAAUCAAUGCAGGACAGGAUUUGCCUAGAGAGUACCUUUCUGAGCUUUAUCAAUCUAUCUCCACGUGUGCAUUUGCCCUUUCUCAAACCACUGUGUCACUAGACAUGAGUCCAAGUAGGUGGAUUCAGCUCAUAAACCUGUCCAAAGUGGAUCCAACUUUCACACAAUGUGACUUUGAUCGCAGAAUAUGUAGAGACAUGUUUGCCUGUGUUGCUGGUCCAGUAGUGGCUGCUCUUUCAUCGUUCUUCGAGCACGCCGAGGAAGAGGAGCUGCUGCAUGAGUGCAUUGAAGGGUUGUUCUCAGUUGCAAGGAUUUGUCAGUAUGGACUAGAAGACACCCUUGAUGAGCUUAUAACAUCUUUUUGCAAAUUCACCACACUGCUAAACCCUUAUGCUUCCAUAGAAGAGACCAUGUUUACCUUUAGUCAUGAUUUGAAGCCUAGGAUGGCAACAGUUGCUGUUUUCACCAUAGCAAACUACUUUAGAGACUCAAUUCAAGGGGGUUGGAAGAACAUAGUAGAUUGCUUAUUGAAACUCAAAAGGCUUAAACUUUUACCCCAAUCUGUCAUUGACUUUGAGGCAUCAGCUGAUGUCCCAGCAACACCUGAAUCAGGUGCCACGUCUCCAACUGAUGAUCAUAAAUUUGGCAGUCAGAGAAUUGCUAGCAUGCUCAGUCGAUUUUCGCUUCUUUCAUCAGAUAGCAUGGAUGAUGGCUUGACCAUUGGUAGUGAGUUUGAACAGAACCUCAAAAUGAUCAAAAUGUGCAAAAUUGGUAGCAUCUUCAUCCACAGCUCCAACAUUCCCAAAGAGAGCUUACAAAACCUUGGGAGAUCUUUGAUAUUUGCAGCUGCAGGAAAAGGCCAAAAGUUCAGCACACCAGUGGAGGAAGAGGAAACAGUUGAGUUCUGUUGGGAUUUGGUCACUGCAAUAUCAAUCGCUAAUGUCAAUAGAUUCCAUAUAUUCUGGCCAAACUUCCAUGAGUACCUUCUUGCAGUUGCUCAAUUCCCCAUGUUCUCACCAAUCCCUUUCGCAGAAAAAGCUAUUCUAGGCCUUCUCAGGGUCUGUCUCAAGCUAUUUUCUGCACCAAGAGAAGACAAACUAGCUGAGGAACUUAUCUUCAAGUCCAUAACUCUAAUGUGGAAGCUUGAUAAAGAAAUCCUCGACACGUGUCACGAAGUCAUAUCGCAAACAAUAAGCAAAAUAAUCAUUGAUUACCCAGCAAAUGUACAGACUCAGUUUGGAUGGAAGUCAGUGCUGAAUCUUUUAUCAGUUGCAUGGAGGCAUCCUGAGACCUAUGAAGCAGGAAUUGAAGCCUUGAUAGCAUUAUUCUCUGAUGGAAGUUGUAUAUCACGCACAAACUACACAUUUUGCAUAGAUUGUGCCUUUGGUUGUUUCUUAGCCAAGAACAGUCCAGUGGACAAAAAGAAGAAGAUACUAGACCUAUUGGCUGAUUCAGUAAACUUGUUGGUUCAAUGGCACAGAAACCUGUACACAGAUCCAGGAAGUAAUGCUAGUGCAUCAAGCUAUAAUAGCAACUCCUCCUUGGAGGACAAUAACAGAGGUCCUUCUGCAAACUACAACAUGAACCUGUUUGUGAAACUUGGAGAAGCAUUUAGGAGGACAAGCUUAUCAAGACAAGAGGAGAUAAGAAACCAUGCAGUUUAUUCUCUUCACAAGAGUUUCAACCUAGCUGAGGACCUUCUUUUCACAUCAUCAAACUGCAUCAACUAUUUCAACCUUGUGAUUUUUGCUAUGGUUGAUGAGCUUCAUGAGAAGAUGUUGGAGUACUCAAGGAGGGAAAAUGCAGAGAGGGAAACAAGAAGCAUGGAAGGGACCCUUAAACUUGCAAUGGAACUGUUGUCAGAUAUGUACUUGCAGUCAUUGAGACAAAUAACUGAGAGUCCAGCAUUCAGGACAUUCUGGUUAGGCAUAUUGAGAAGGAUGGACACAUGCAUGAAGGCUGAUUUGGGGCAAUAUGGAGCAUCAACUUUGAGUGAUGUGAUCCCUGAUUUGUUGAGAAAGAUCAUAUCACAAAUGAAGGAACAGGGGAUUUUGGAACCAAAAGAAGAGGAUGAUAUGUGGGAGAUUACAUAUAUCCAGAUACAGUGGAUAUGCCCUCCUCUUAAGGAGGAGUUAUUUCCCUUAUAGACCAAAUUUUAACCCCAUUUUUUGACUUUUCUUUUUCACACCAUUCAUUGGUUUUUGUAGCACACUUCCUUUGUUUUUCAACUUAUGAUGUAAAGCGAUAGUGUUGUUGUAUUCCCUUAAUCUUAGUGGACACUUCUUCAACAUAAAGCAGGCAUUUUCUUGUAUCACAGAUUGCAAAACUAAUGUCAUCGCUUAUUUUACAUCCUUGAGAACCUUCUAAUUACGCUACUAUGUAUUCCACUACUUAAUUCUGACA
Messenger RNA from Cajanus cajan (pigeon pea), 4587 nucleotides. RefSeq names its product GNOM-like 2 (gene GNL2). The record is from RefSeq and is a predicted model, not a curated record. NCBI's taxonomy places the organism in Eukaryota, Viridiplantae, Streptophyta, Magnoliopsida, Fabales, Fabaceae. Gene Ontology annotation, molecular function: guanyl-nucleotide exchange factor activity. Gene Ontology annotation, biological process: regulation of ARF protein signal transduction.